Messenger RNA from Raphanus sativus (radish), 1419 nucleotides. RefSeq lists its product as uncharacterized. The coding region runs from base 1 to 1419 and encodes 472 amino acids. The transcript has 2 exons. The record is from RefSeq and is a predicted model, not a curated record. Gene Ontology annotation, molecular function: nucleic acid binding; RNA-DNA hybrid ribonuclease activity. Lineage: Eukaryota; Viridiplantae; Streptophyta; Magnoliopsida; Brassicales; Brassicaceae.
AUGGACAAAUGCUUACCUUUCUACGAUGUCUUGCGGGGAAACAAAAGAUUCGAGUGGGCAGAUAAGUGCGAAGACGCAUUCAAACAACUAAAGCACUAUCUAGCGACUCCCCCAGUUAUCGCAAAACCCGUGGAAGGGGAGCCUCUAUUCCUAUACAUAGCGGUAUCGGCAACGGCCGUUAGUGGCGUCCUGAUCCAGGAAGAACGUGGAGAUCAGAAACCGAUCUUCUACGUAAGCAAAACAUUGCUGGACGCCGAAACGCGCUAUCCUUUAAUGGAAAAAUUAGCAUACGCAGUCGUAACAUCAGCACGGAAACUUCGACCUCCGAGCCAGUCGGGAAGGUUAGCCAAAUGGGCCGUCGAACUCAGCGAGUACGAUAUAGAUUAUCGUCCCAGAACGAUUGCAAAGUCUCAAGUACUCGCGGACUUUUUGGUGGAACUACCAACCAAAGCCAUAACUAACAAAGAGCCUAACUCGACUUGGCUCCUUCACGUUGAUGGAUCAUCGUCAAAACAAGGAUCCGGUAUCGGCAUCCGCCUGACAUCGCCGACCGGAGAGAUCUUCGAACAAUCAUUUAGAUUGGAGUUCCACGCAUCGAAUAACGAGGCAGAAUACGAGGCCCUUAUCGCGGGAUUACAAUUAGCCCACGGUUUGAAAAUACGAAACCUCCAUGCUUACUGCGACUCUCAACUGGUUGCGAGCCAGUAUAGCGGGGAGUACGAAGCCAGGGACGAAAGGAUGGAAGCAUACCUCAAACUAGUCCAAAAUUUAUCCCAAGACUUUGAUUCUUUCACUCUCACUCGAAUUCCUCGUUCCGAGAAUACGCAAGCAGACGCACUCGCAGCCCUGGCCUCGAGUUCGGACCCGGGACUUAAAAGAGUAAUCCCGGUCGAGUUCAUCGAACAUCCGAGCAUUGGACCUCCCAUCGUCAUCAAUCUUAUUCAAGAUUAUAACGAAGAGGAAAUCGCAGUCCAGUCAGAAGAAACGCCGGAACAAAACGAAUAUGGCUGCGAUACACCAUGGCUGGAGACGAUACGAGCGUAUAUCAUCGACGGAAAAUUACCCCCCGAGAAGUGGGCAGCUCGAAAAGUCAAAACCCAAGCCGCUCGUUAUGUAACGGUCGACAGAGAAAUUUACAAGUGGAAAUUCUAUAGACCACUCAUGACGUGUUUAGAAGGGGAUAAGGCGAGAAAAGUAAUGGAAGAAGUUCACUCUGGUUCCUGCGGAAAUCAUUCCGGCGGAAGGUCACUCGCCGUAAAAAUCAAAUGCCAUGGGUAUUACUGGCCAACGAUGAUCGGAGACUGCGAAAAAUUCACACAAAAAAGUGAAAAAAUGCCAGAGGCACGCUCCGACUAUUCGGCAACGUGCGGAAGAACUCUCCUCCAUUACGUCACCAUUCCCUUUCAUGCGCUGGGCUAA